GACAACCGGAUGUUAAAAUAGCGACAAGCGCAUGCAACAUCUUUCUUUAUUCUUUUGAGUAGCGUAAAAUCGUGAACCAACUUUAUCGCGUACCGCUAGCAACCCGAACAACGAACAAGUAGCGGCUCGUCUCAAUUGACUGCGUGCGCAAUAAUGGUGGUGUAUGUUCUCGGGUGUAGAAUAUAGUUAUUCUACUUGAAAUGGACAUUACAGACCUCAAGUGACGUUGUUAUCUGUCGUGUCGUGCCAUCUUUUCCUAGAUAUAUAGUGUAGAUUUCGUAUCUUUUUCUAAAUAUACUGCAAAAGACCACAACACGUCUGCUGUAGUUAAUCGGUAAUUUUAAUAUAAUUUCGUUUUCAUUUUGUACAAUGCAAUGUGUUCAAUGGUGGACUUCAAGUGGUAAAUAAAGUACCUGGACACAUCUUUGGUCUGCUAAAAUUCAGUUUUGGAUGCAGGGGUUGCGUAGGAGUGACUCGCGGGUACCCCGCGCCGCCUAGCCGCCUAUACAAACGGCGGUGUGGCUGCGCCUGAUUAGAUUAUACGGUAGCGCGCACCGUGGAGCCGCACGAGGGUCGACUGUUGCGGAGGGUGCGGCGGCAGCAUGGACGCCAGCAAGGCAGAGGAUCCCAGGAUGGAUGAACUUAACAAUAAACAGAGGCAGGCCACACGGGUGUUCAAGAAAAGUUCGCCAAAUGGCAAGAUAACAGUGUAUUUAGGUAAAAGAGAUUUCGUAGACCACAUCACACAUGUAGAUCCUAUAGAUGGAGUGGUACUAAUCGAUUCGGAGUACGUGAAGGACCGGAAGGUAUUCGGACACGUACUGGCUGCGUUUCGUUACGGACGCGAGGACCUGGACGUUUUGGGGCUCACGUUCCGCAAGGAUCUAUACCUGGCCGCUGAACAGAUCUACCCGGUGACCGGGGGGGCGGGGCCCGUGCGGAGGCCGCUGACGCGAUUACAAGAGCGGCUGGUACGCAAGCUGGGCCCCAACGCGCACCCGUUCUACUUCGAGUUGCCUCCGCACUGCCCCGCCUCGGUAACGCUGCAGCCUGCGCCCGGGGAUACUGGCAAACCAUGCGGCGUCGACUACGAGUUGAAAGCUUUCGUCGCAGACUCGCAAGAUGAUAAGCCGCACAAGAGGAAUUCAGUACGAUUAGCUAUCAGGAAGAUAAUGUAUGCGCCGAGCAAACAAGGCGAGCAGCCGUCCGUUGAAGUGUCCAAGGAGUUUAUGAUGAGUCCCAACAAAUUGUACCUAGAAGCCUCACUUGAUAAGGAGCUGUAUCAUCACGGUGAAAAUAUAGCGGUGAAUGUACACAUCGCGAACAACUCCAACCGGUCGGUGAAGCGCAUCAAGGUGUCGGUGCGGCAGUUCGCCGACAUAUGCCUCUUCUCCACCGCGCAGUACAAGUGCACCGUCGCCGAAGCAGAGAGCGAGGAAGGCUGUCCUGUGGGUCCAGGUUUCACGCUCAGCAAGGUUUUCACUCUGACGCCCCUACUCGCCAACAAUAAAGACAAGUGGGGACUUGCGCUUGACGGUCAACUCAAACAUGAGGACACCAACCUCGCUUCUAGCACGCUAAUUGCGGACGCAACGCAGCGAGAAAAUUUAGGUAUUAUAGUACAAUACAAAGUCAAGGUGAAACUGUGCCUCGGACCUCUUGGCGGGGACCUGAGCGCGGAGCUACCGUUCAUCCUGAUGCAUCCGAAGCCGGAGGAGGAGUCGGUGCGGCCGCUGCCCGAGCCGCCGCGCGUCGACCACGACCUCAUACAACUCGACCUGCAUCCGGACGAGAAUGGUCAAGAACAAGAUGACGAUAUAAUAUUUGAAGACUUCGCGCGGCUGCGGCUGAAAGGCGGUGAGACGGACGCCUGAGCACGUCCCUUCCGCCCCCACUGCCCCCGGAGCCCCCCCUGCCCCCGAUGCCCCCACGGCCCCGUCGACUCGCACCAAUCUAUGCACAACUCGACACGGACAAACAUACGCAGUGUGACCUUUUACGCUAACGUAGAAUUUGUGAUUAAGCAAAAGAAAUUUUAUACGGGUUCAAAAUCACAAUGUGUGUAAAGAAUUAUAAUUGAUACAGUUCAGUGGUAUAACAUUACUGAUAGGCCAGUUGGAGUUUUACAAGACAGCCUGAAGAACUGUUUUCAUACACGAACGAGAUGGGUUCACUGAUUUGUAUAACAUAGCAAUUAUGUCCACAUACCCAUAGACAAUAGACAAAACGCCGUAUCCCCUUACCUAAUUUCUUCUUAGUGACUCUUCUAUAUGGUUAUAUAUAAAUAGAUGAAAUUCUAAUUCAGUUUUGUUUACAAAAACAACAGUAUCUAUUCACUAAUAAUUGCUUGUUUUAUAUUAAUGUUGAAGCCGAAUUUACAUUAUGAAACUAAUGUAACAAUAAAUGACAAUUGAAAACUCCGCCCGUUUCAAAGCUUUUGUAAUACGAAAUUGAAAUAAAUGUGAAACUAUUUUUAUACUACUGGUUUCGUAAUGUAAAUUGGUAUUUACAGUUCAUGUAAUUAGAGAAAUGUUCUGCGGUGAAUGUUAAUGAAGAGAUCUUAAGGCGCGAUGUAUGUGAUAAUGAACAAACUAACCAAUGAGGCAUUCUGUCCAUGAUCGUAAUACUACUGGAAAGAAAUAGCCACAAUAUAGGAAUCAUAUUAUAAUAAUAAUAAACAACGCCAUCUAGUACCAAGCUAAACACAGCUUGUGUAAAAAAAAAGUAUUUC
Molecule: messenger RNA, 2731 nt
Organism: Achroia grisella
Lineage: Eukaryota; Metazoa; Arthropoda; Insecta; Lepidoptera; Pyralidae
Gene: krz
Product: beta-arrestin-1
Exons: 14
Coding region: 603-1874 (423 amino acids)
Biological process (GO): G protein-coupled receptor internalization; signal transduction
Cellular component (GO): cytoplasm
Molecular function (GO): G protein-coupled receptor binding
Source: RefSeq, a predicted model, not a curated record